AUGGGCCUUUUCGACAGCAGAAUCGUAGUCCUAGGACUGCGCGUCGCGCAAGCCGGCUUAGCUCUCAUCGUCCUCGGACUCACAGCUUAUGGUACGCUCCCAUCACGCCCGAAAUGCAACCAGUGUACUGACCUCUGCAGUCGUCCACUGGUGGUCCGGCUAUUGGCAUGCCGCCUCGCCUUCGCAAAUCAGCUUCCUCGUCUUCUGCUCCGUCUGGUCAUUGCUCGCCCUCAUCUACCUCAUCAUUGUCCCAUGGCGCUUCUCCGAAACCGUCGCGCACCACAAGUUCGCGAUCUUAGGCGCCGAAACCGUCACGAUGAUCUUCUGGUUCGCCGGCUUCGUUGCGCUCGCGGUGUUCUUGAGCGAUCGCGUUUGCUUCGGACAUGUCUGCUCGGCAGCCAAGGCGGCUGCCGUCUUCGCAGCUUUUGACUGGUGAGUAUUCUCCCUGAUGUGCACCGAAGGACUCGUGAUCGACCUUGAAGAGUGUCGCUGACCCCCGGGUAGGGCCCUCUUCGCUGCUACAACAGCCAUGGCUGCCAUGCACGUUAUGCGCUCGCGCGGUCGAAGGACCAACGCAAAGGCGGACCCUAACUUCAAUUUCCAAGAGGGAGUCUAG
Messenger RNA from Lecanosticta acicola, 616 nucleotides. The record is from the annotation of a GenBank genome assembly. Lineage: Eukaryota; Fungi; Ascomycota; Dothideomycetes; Mycosphaerellales; Mycosphaerellaceae.